This is a messenger RNA of Otolemur garnettii (small-eared galago), 854 nucleotides long. It is a transcript of the gene ALOX5AP, whose product is annotated as arachidonate 5-lipoxygenase activating protein. Gene Ontology annotation, molecular function: enzyme activator activity; glutathione peroxidase activity; leukotriene-C4 synthase activity. The transcript has 5 exons. The record is from RefSeq and is a predicted model, not a curated record. The coding region runs from base 49 to 534 and encodes 161 amino acids. Lineage: Eukaryota; Metazoa; Chordata; Mammalia; Primates; Galagidae. Gene Ontology annotation, cellular component: nuclear envelope; membrane; endoplasmic reticulum. Gene Ontology annotation, biological process: leukotriene biosynthetic process.
UGCCGUGCCAGAGCCACAGCUGUCCUCACUGGAGAGCCUGAAGCUAACAUGGAUCAAGAAACUGUGGGCAGUGUUGUCCUCUUGGCCAUCGUCACCCUUAUCAGCGUGGUCCAGAACGCAUUCUUUGCCCACAAGGUGGAGCACGAAAGCAAGACCCAGAACGGACGGAGCUUCCAGAGGACGGGGACGCUUGCCUUUGAGAGGGUCUACACUGCCAACCAGAACUGUGUAGAUGCAUACCCCACUUUCCUUGCCGUGCUCUGGACUGCAGGGCUGCUUUGCAGCCAAGCUCCUGCUGCCUUUGCUGGACUGAUGUACUUGUUUGUGAGGCAAAAGUAUUUUGUUGGCUACCUGGGAGAGAGAACUCAGAGCACCCCUGGCUACAUAUUUGGGAAACGCAUCAUACUGUUCCUGUUCCUCAUGUCCCUGGCUGGGAUAUUCAACUAUUACCUCAUCCUUCUUUUUGGAAGUGACUUUGAAAACUACAUAAAGGCGAUCACCACCACCAUCUCCCCUCUGCUCCUCAUUCCCUAACGCUCUGCUGCAUACCGGGUUGGUGUUCUCAUUUAAUCAAUACCUAGAAGUCAUCAUAACUCAACCCUUGAAAGGAUUCUGCGCCCCUUUAGAUAGCUGUAAAUCUCAUGACCAUCUGGGCUGUGCAGCUCGGGUUAACCUUGCUCGUCCGGGAAGAAGAUAAUUUCGUGUCAGCUCCGCCCCCUGAACAUAGCCGUGGCCCCAGACUUGUUAUUCAGAUCUGUUCUGUAUGUUUCGUGGCUUAUCUUGCUCUCUGAAGAUAUUUUGUGACCAGAUUUAUGUUUUCCUAAAAUAAAAUGCAAAGACACGUUUUAGGCUGA